AUGCUCCGGAGUGCAGGCAGAAAAGCGAUAGCUUUCUUGGAAACAACGGGGACAAAGAACUUCAUUAGUUUAAAAAACGAAGUGUGUGUGGGAAAUUGGUGUUUUGGUUGUAACUUGGUGGUGUCAGGUAAGUGGAGGUGUUUUCAGUCUUCCUUUCUUUGGGGUUUCUCUUCCCGUUGCUGUGAAUAAUACUGCAUGGACGCAGUUAGAGACAGUGUAACAGUGCAUAGUUAAACUAUGGAACUCAUUUCCUCAGGAGGAAGCAAUAGCCAUCAACUUGGGUGAGACAAAGUCAGGAAGGAUGAGGCUGCCAAUGGCUAUUAGCCAUGAUGGCUGUGCUCUACUUCUGAAUAAUAAUAAUAAUAAUUUAUUAUUUAUACCCUGCCCAUCUGGCUGGGUUUCCCCAGCCACUCUGGGCAGCUUCCAACAAAAUAUUAAAAUACUGUAGUCUGUUAAACAUUAAAAGCUUCAGUAAACAGGGCUGCCUUCAGAUGGCUUCUAAAAGUCUGGUAAUUGUUUUUCUCUUUGACAUCUGGUGGGCGGGCGUUCCACAGGGUGGGUGCCACUACCGAGAAGGCCCUCUGCCUGGUUCCCUGUAACUUCACUUCUCACUGUGAGGGAACCACCAGAAGGCCUUCGGUGCUGGACCUCAGUGUCCGGGCAGAAUGAUGGGGGUGGAGACACUCCUUCAGAUAUACUGGACCGAGGCUUUAAAGGUCAGCACCAACACUUUGAAUUGUGCUCAGAAACGUACUGGGAUACUGAAUACCAGUUGCUGGAAACCACAGGAGGGGAAGGGUUCUCUUGUGAUCAAAUCCUGCUCCCUGGUUUCCCACAGGCAUCUGGCGGGCCAUUGUGAAAACAGGCUGCUGGACUAGAUGAGAUGUGGGCCUGAUCUGGCAGGCUUUUCUUAUUUUCCUGUGUUCCCAGAACAUGGCAAUCGGAGAUAGACUGCCUCUGAAUAUGGAGGCUGUAUUUAGCUGUCACAGUUUAACCACCAUUUAUAGAGCUUUCCUUUGUAAAUUUCGCCAGUUCUCUCUAAAAAAAGGAAGGUUAUUUAUGCGAAUGGACAUCACCCCUCUGGUAGGCAUAUGAAUUCCUUGUGGCAAGCGUGUUAUUUGAAGUAGGGUGUCCUUUUAAAAAACCACAAUUGUUAUAGAAACUGCUUUUAAUAAAAAACUGAAUAAAUGAAAGGACUUUGCAAACAACCUUUCACCCCCUUGGGAAUGGAAAUGCAUCUUUGCACAUUGUACUCCAUGCUCAGCGUGACUCCAUGCUCAGUGUGCCUAAAUUUGCCUUAUCCACAAAGCAAAAACGCAUCAGUGCUACUUCUGCUGGUUUAAGGUUUUCUGAUUUGAGGCCAUGCCUUGGUGAAGAGACAUGGCAGCAAGCUGAUCAAAGCUGGGCAUCACAUAACAACAGUCGGGGAGGUGCUAAAAUAAAUAAAAAACAGUGAUAAUAAUUGUUACAUACUGUAUUUUUCGCCCUAUAGGACGCACUUUUUCCCCUCCAAAAAUGAAGGGGAAAUGUGUGUGUGUCCUAUGGGGCGAAUGCAGGCUUUCGCUGAAGCCUGGAGAGCGAGAGGCAUCGGUGCGCACCGACACCUUUCGCUCUCCUGGCUCCAGGAAGCUAUCUGCAAGCCUUGCGCACCCGGGGGGAAUUCCCCCGGGCACGCAAGGCUUGUGGGCUGCAGUGCGGAGCACGGGGCGCCCUCCGGAGGACGCCCCGUGCUUCGCGCAGGUGUCCACAAGCCUUGCGCACCCGGGGGGAGAUCCCCCCCUGGGCGCGCACGGCUUGCGGGCGGCAGCCUGCAGCGCGGAGCACGGGGCGCCCUCCGGAGGACGCCCCGUGCUUCGCGCAGGUGUCCCCAAGCCUUGCGCACCCGGGGGGAGCUCCCCCCCUGGGCGCGCACGGCUUGCGGGCGGCAGCCGGCAGCGCGGAGCACGGGGUGCCCUCCGGAGGACGCCCCAUGCUUCGCGCAAGUGUCUGCAGCCUGCCGCCCGGCGUGUGGGGCGCCCUGAAGCAGAGCGCCCCUCACGCCGGGCAGACAUCGGCCAGCCCCACAAGCUCGGGGGACAACGGGGAGGCGCAGCGCCAUCCCACUGUUCCCUGACCUGGUUUUGGGGGGGAAAUAAAGGAAAAAAAAUUUUCCUUUAUUUCCCCCCCCCCCAAAAAGUAGGUGCGUCCUAUGGGACGGAGCGUCCUAUGGAAAGAAAAAUACGGUAACUUUUCAGAGGGUCACAAAAGAAAAUGUGUUCUCUCAACCAUAAUCUGUGCUUAUGGCUUUAUAUAAAAAAUAAAAAAUGAAUAGCAGCUGAGCUGAGAGACCAACAACAGAAAGGCACCCAGUGGUGAUCUCUUCAGAGGAGGAGUUUUGCUCUGAGGGAGAAUUAAGGGACUGAGCCAAGUGAGUUAGUGCCUCUGCGCUGGAUGUUACUCAUAGACACCUACCUUGGAGCUGGGUCUGCAACAAUAUGUGAGUGGUUUAAAAUAUCUCUGAGAUUACUGAAUAAAUUACCUUCAGGUCCAAAGCAGUUAAGGGGAGCCACUAUGCUGGAGUUGAUAGAGAGCUGGAAAGAGGCCAGGGCCAGGGUUGCCAACUUUUCCUCACUGGCUCCUGCUCCUCCACCUUUAAUUUACCGCACAAUAAAUGUUUAUAUUCAUACCACGAAGAGCUCCACAUGCUGAUUUCUAAAAAUCAAGCUGCUGUAAAAAAAACAACAGAACAGGUUUGACAACAUGCAUUUAAUUGCCUUAUUAUUAAAAUUUUAAUUAGGUGAAAUAAAGCAGAGGAGCAAACUACUUUUUUCCCUCCUGGUCAGCUGGCAAUCCUAGCCAGGAAAGUCAUUCAUCAGCACACAUUUUCACAAGGGAUGUUACAAAUGUACACUUGUAAUUAAGCCUCUCCGUACUUGGUGGAGUUUUUACUUUUGAGUAAACAUGCAUGAGAUCAGAAUGUAUGGAAUUUUGCUUAGUUUCAAAUAUAUCCUCUCAAAACAUUGCGAAAGCUGUAUAGGAAACUGAAGAGUUUUUUGGUUGUUUUUUUAAAGGAACAUUGUUUUUAGUCAAUAUAGAUUUCUCAUUUGCUUUACAGAUGUGGGAAAAGCAAAAGCCGUUGAACUGUUAUUUGUGAAGAUUUCAUGAAAGUCGCUGCAGACAGAACAUUCCAGGGCAAGCAAGAAAUCAAGUGAAUGAAAUACAGUAUUUAAAACAAAGCAAGGUCAAGACAAAGUAAGUUGGGUUAUUAUUUGUUAUCAAGUUCAUAAUAAUAAUAGUAGUAAUAAUAAUAAUAAUAAUAAUAAUAAAUGCCAAUAUAUUUAAAUGGUGACUUGUCCCUUCGUUUGAGGAGUCUCAUGUAAUAAUGGCACCAAAUAUUAUGGUUGAUCAGUAUUUCAGUAUUUCCACAUCUUUCACAAUCCAAGAAUGAGUUAAUAGGACAAAUGUUAAAAAUGAGCGCAAGUGCUUAUCUAUGCUGAAAUCGGGACUAGAAAUUUUACUUAUUUACUCAUUUGUUGAAUUUGUAUACCGCCCUAUACCUGGAGGUCUCAGGGAAGUUCACAGAACAAAAUCAAAUUGUAAACCCACAAAAUAUAUAAUCAAAAUAAAAACAACAACCCAAUAACAUCCCCGCCCCCCGGUAAAGAAAUGCACUUUAAAGGGAAAGGUAGACAGCUCGUGAAGUGCGCAGAGCUUGCAUGUCUAGAUGACAAGGUGAAAAUGAAGACUGCAAAAUACUCAUUGUUCGCAAAUCCUUUACAAACUUGGCCUUGAAGGUGGCUGGCAGGGAGCUCACAUGACUGCCUUUAGAGUAACUCCCCACCCAGCAAUUGCUUUCAUACAGACAGCAUGCUUGCACCAAAGAUUCAUUGCUGCCACACUUGUGUUUUCCGCAACAAACACCCCCAUGGUGAAUGGCAGAUACGUGACCUGUGUGCUCACCCCUGGGAGCUCAGGGGGGUCACAGCUCCCCGAAAUAGCCACAGAGGGAUGUUUUAGGGGCUGCCUUUGCGGAGUCCAGAGAAGCAUGGGUGCAGCUGGGCGGGGGGCAAUCCUGCCCAUGCAGAGAACCUAUCGGAAUUAAUGAAUGGGGCCUUCCCACAAAAUUCCAAGAAGUGCAAAUUUCAAAGGGUGUCUGAGUUUCGGUGCGAAUUAGGCAGAUUCGCCUUUCAAUGUGAACCGCCUCGAAUUCAUCCCCAUCCUGAGCCCCAGGGGCUCCUGCGUCCUAUCACCAGAGCCGAAAUGGUUAAAGGGACAAGAAUUUCUGGGAAAGCUGUUGCCUGCUCAAACUUUGGAACCCUGCAGGGGGACGCUUUGCUUUAUUUUUGUUUUCUCCGAUCCAGCUAAAAAAACAGUUUGUGCGAGGAGGCAAAGUCUCUCAUUUUGACCCCGGGGCUUGUCCUAGCGAGUGAAAAGAACUCGCUCCCCACCCUCACCAGGUCACCAACAAAGAGGAAGGUCAUGAGGUUCAUCAGGGAAAGGCGCAGCUCUUCUGGAACAUCUGGAACAUCUGCUCAUAACUUAUUGAAGAAGCGACAGUGCUAAGCUAGCAGAAUGCCAAAGUUUUGCAGACUUCCGCAAACUGCAAGGAGUGACUGUCAGAUAUUUGGAGUAUGAAGGCCAGGAGCUUGGGAUUCCACAGUACCUUGAGUUAGGCUGCUUUCUUCCUAGAAAGAGGGAGCAGGUUGCUACAGUGCAGAGCUUUAGUAACCUCUUUGAGCCUUCUGGCUCCAUAAUGCUGGUAGAAACCCUGUAUGGCAAGGGUAGCCAAUGUGGGGCCCUCUAGAAGUUGUUAGACUAGAACUGACAUCAUGCCUGACCAUUGGUCAUGUGUUGGCUGGAAUGUGGUUGGUUCAACCACAUCUGGAAAGCACUAUUUUGGUUACUCUUGCUGUAGGGAGACUGAUGGUUUGGGCAAAAUAUUCUCAUUACAACCCCUCUCCCCAAGGAGAGUUGGAGCAUGGCAGUGUAUCUCCUUGAUCAUUUUGGUUGCCCUUUUCUGAACCUUUUCCAACUCCUUUUUGAAGCGAGGCCACCAGAGCUUUACACAAUAUUCCAAAUGCAUGCAAGGCAGAUGCUCUACCACUGAAUUAUGGCCUUUCUUCUGUACUUAUAUGAGGGAUCCCAGUGGUCACUCCCUUUUCUAGACCUCCCAGUAUGUUUCCUGAGAAGCUUUCUUUGUCUUUAAGGAACACUUGUCCACCAUUAAUUAUAAUCUGAACUAAGGAACUCCAGAUAAUCUUCAAGGUAACCCCAAACAUAGAAACCACUGCACUAUCCAGCUAGUCACAGAACUGUAGAGUUGGCAGGGGCCACAAGGAUCAUCUAGUCAAACCCGCUGCAAAUGCAGGAAUCUUUUUGCCCAACGUGGGACUCGAACGCCCAACCCUGAGAUCUCAUGCUCUACCAACUGAGCUGCUCAAUUAUUGUUAGCGCGUCUGUUCUCAGCUACUCUUACUGUUCAACAGCUCUGGAAUCCGACUUAUCUGCAGGGCCUAAAGCUCUUGCAUUCCUCACUUGCUUUUCUCGGAGAGUUUUUUUUAUUUCCCUUCGGUUCCUGGCUAAGUUUAAAGAAGGGUCAACUGCAACUUAGUGUUCUGCCUACCGGUAUUUUCACCAACAGGCAUUUGGUCUAAAUGAGAAGAUAUUUUCAGUAUCAUUCCAUGGGACCAAUCCUGCUGCAUCAACACAUUAUUAUGGGGCUCCUUUAACUUUGGGGUAAGUUUCUUCUCAUAUUUAUGCACGGUUGCCCAUGGGUGCUGUGACGGGGCUCAAGCCAUACUAUGUCUUUUGCACUGGGACAUAGAUCUCUUGCCUUUUCCUCUCCCCUUAAAAACAACAAUGAAGAACUUUCUCAAAGCUUUUCACAGCCAGCUGGGUCUGCUGCAAAGCACAGUGCUGGAAGACUCCAGCUACCUGCCAUCUUGAUUUGUGGAGGCCCAAUCCAGUUACAGUGGAGAGCCAAAGUCCCUUACCCCCGUCCCUCUGAAAGCCACCUAAAAUUCACAUAAAGCACACUAUGUAAACUUUAUGUAGAUUUGUGUCACAUGCCUAUGCCCUGAGUUUUUAUGUACAUACCAUUGCUCCUGGCUGUUGCCAUGUUUGGCAAGUGUUUGACACAAAUAGUAGAUGUUUGUGAGGUGUCAACGAACCAUUAGAAGCCUCUUUUGUAUGGCUGACAGAUAUCAGAUCACAAUAUCUGUGGAACGGGCACUUUUACACAGGGCUUUUUUCCCCAGCCAGAACUCACUGGAACUCUGUUCUGGCACCUCUCAGGUGGGCACCAUUGCCAUUAUAAGAAAACAAGGGAGGGGGCCAUGGUGAGUUCCCGCACCUCUUUUUCUAGAAAAAUAGCACAAGUGCCACAUAACAUUCAUUCAGCACUUGUGAGAAAUUGACGUUUCAGUGCAGCACUACCAAAUCUCUGGAACUCCCUGCCUAUUGAUAUCAGGCAGACGCCUUUGUUGUACUGCCUUUUGAUGCCUGCUAAAACCUGUUUGGUCUCAGCAAGCCUACCCAGACCUGUAUUUUUAUUGCAGAUACCUGUUUUUGAAGCUGUUAACAGCAGUUUCCUUUCCUGAAGGCCCCUCCUCACCUGGAGCUGGCACUGCCUGUGACUGUGUGUGUAUUUAAUGGCUCUGUUCACAGAGGUCAAAACUGACAUAUUUUCAGGUCCAUUUAUGUCAGUGACCUAGAGUUCUAUCAAAUUCUGCCUUUUUGCUUAUGCUUCAGACUUCUGCUUGGGCAAUGGAACGUCUCCUCCUUCUCCCCUACAACUCCCUCCCCCACUCUCAAAACGUGCUCCAGGGGGCUGGGGGUCCCUUUGGAUCAGGUUUGGGGGGUCAGGAUAGGGGGAGUCCCAUUGCAUGAGCUGAUCACCCUUUGCGCAGUGUUGGAUAUAACUUCUAGUAAAGCCUGUGCUUAAUCUUUCCCAUUGCAUACCCUCCAACAUUUCUCCAAUGAAAAUAGGGGUGCACUAUUCAAUAAUAAUAUAAUUAUAAUUAUAUGCCCUUCAUCUGACAGGGUUGCCCAAGCCACUGUAAGUGGCUGUCUUUAGAUGUCUUCUAAAGGUUGUAUAGUUACUUAUCUCCUUGGCUCGGAGGUUGCAUAACUCUAUACCCUCCAACAUUUCUCUGGUGAAAAUAGGGACGUCCUAAGGAAAAGUGGGACAUUGCAGGAUCAAAUCAGAAACCAGGACAGCUUCUGUAAAUCUGGGACUGUCCCUGGAAAAUAGGGACAUUUGGAGGGUCUGCCAUUAACAUAAAUUGCAUCAUUUUGGCUGGAUUGUGGUGACUUCUUCUUCUUCUUCUUCUUCUUCUUCUUCUUCUUCUUCUUCUUCUUCUUCUUCUUCUUCUUGUUUGAGUUUGAUACACUCUCUGUUUCUGUCCCAUACACUCUCAGAAUCCACUGCAUAAAGAUGGAUACCAUCCCCUUUUUUGUUCUGUAAAAUGCUCAGAAACAGGAAUGAUGUGUCAUGUAAGAUUUCUUCAUAACAUAUCUUUUUUGCCAGUUAAAAUUCCAUCUGACUCUUCAACAAAAAGGGCAAUUUCGUUGAACGAAAGUUAUCUGUGUCAACAGUCAACACAGUGUAGGAAACAAAAACGAGCUUUGUAAAUAUUUCCUUUAUUCCAAACACAUGCAGAGUGCAGCUGCGAGGAUUAACAUACUUGCACUUUAAUCUGUUACGUAGAGCAACUCAGCUUCAAAGCCAAGAUGCUUUACCUUCCCAGUGGACCGUGCUGCGACUAGAGGAGAGGUAAUAUUUUCCCCUAAGACACAAGGCUGUUUCGCACAACAUGGUACGAUUCCUUAGCAUUCAUACAGUCUUGCUGAACCAUACUUUGUUGUGCGACCCAAGAAAACUUUUUGGAUUACUUCCUGAUUUCCAAACGUUUCUGGAUGAGUGAUGUUGAGACUAACCAGGACUGGUCCGAGUCAUUUAGCUGCCUGGGCAAGAUCCACAGAUUGAGGAGCACCCAGUUAGGAUAGGCUGGGAGUGCCCCUCUGCCACGAUCAACACAAGCCUGGGGCUGACGUGGUUCUUCCAAUGACGGAAUUAGUGUCAACAACAAAGCUCAACAACUUUCCUUUAAAAAGUACUUUUUGUGUCUGGAUUUUUACUUCUUGGAAUAUGGCGACCCUACAUCAGAGCCAAUAUAGAACUGGAGUCAGAAGGCUCGACUUCUUGGCUCAGGGAACCAUGUGCCUUCCUCCUAUUACGAGUAGGAUUAGACUAAUGUUCAUGAAAAUAGCAAUAAGUGUUGAGGGGUCCCUAGUAUCAAUUAUUAUUUUCUUCCUCCAGGGGGUUGGACUAGAUGACCCCUGGGUUCCCUCCCAACUCUACAAUGCCACGAUUAUUUCAUUUUGUUUUAUUGCUGCAACAGUUGCAAGCAUUAGGAAACUGAGUGAAACACAGUGGUCCUAACCCAGCCCAGAGCUGAUUUCUAUGGGCUUCAGUGUGCUGGACUGUGUCUCCAGAAUGGCACUCAUCAAUUUAUUGACUACAGCUAUCAUGCCUAAUCUUACAAGUUACUUCAUUAUAAAUGAAGGGGAGCAGAAAAUCAACUUUUUUAAAAAAAAAGAUAAAUGGGCUUCCUUUAUUACUUUCCGGAGUUCUAUAUACAGAGAGACUGAAAGAGGAAGCAAUACUUCUUAUUAACUGUGACAUCCAUUCAGCUUUGAUGAAUGGAUGUAUUGGCUGCGUCCUUUCCUAUUCAUAGUGGUACAUAAUGAGAAUGAAUUACUGGCUGAUAAUUUGAUGUAUAAAUAUUGCAUUUAAAUGUGUUAAUGUCUUGGGUUGGGUUUUUUUAAAGAAUUGGCACGCACACAAGAUGUGAGCUGUAACAUUUUAACCAGCAAAAAGCUAGAAACAAAUACUUUAUGUGUGCCAUGGUCUCCCAGCCACCUGGUGCUUGGGUACUUUACAAAGCACCAUAAAAAUGUUUGUGGUGCUUAAUGUGCAGUAAUUUUAAAAGCAUAUGCAUGUGCUUAAACACAUGUUUAAAGGGAAAUGGGGCAGGGCGGGGAAGGAACACUAAUGUUUAAAACACCCGGAGGAUACAAUUUGUUUCCAGGUGAGGAACAAAGACGGAUAACUGGAGGGGAAGGGCUAGGACAGUCCCACGCCUGAGAGCCCGGAAAGCUGUUGCCCGUUAAUGUAGACAAUACUGAGCUAGGGAGGCUCAUCAUCCACACAUUUUUAAACUGGGUUGGGGAAAGGGUUAAGCAUCCUCUGUGGCAGAUAAUCCCCCUGAAAGUGGCACUCUGCUCCUUCUUUAAUGCAAGCAUAGGUUUGAGAGUUGUGUGCUUGCUUCAUAACAUCCCAUCCCAACCUCUAAGGGUCUCUUUGAAAAUGCUCUUCUUUCUUUUUAAAGCUAG
Molecule: messenger RNA, 9375 nt
Organism: Podarcis lilfordi (Lilford's wall lizard)
Lineage: Eukaryota; Metazoa; Chordata; Lepidosauria; Squamata; Lacertidae
Source: the annotation of a GenBank genome assembly